Molecule: messenger RNA, 2607 nt
Organism: Puntigrus tetrazona (Sumatra barb)
Lineage: Eukaryota; Metazoa; Chordata; Actinopteri; Cypriniformes; Cyprinidae
Gene: chrnb4
Product: cholinergic receptor, nicotinic, beta 4 (neuronal)
Exons: 6
Coding region: 314-1858 (514 amino acids)
Biological process (GO): monoatomic ion transmembrane transport; nervous system process; regulation of membrane potential
Cellular component (GO): neuron projection; postsynaptic membrane; synapse
Molecular function (GO): acetylcholine-gated monoatomic cation-selective channel activity; transmembrane signaling receptor activity
Source: RefSeq, a predicted model, not a curated record
UGACUUUCAAACUCAACCUAAACCUAACCUUUUUAAACCUCAACCUGUGACAACUAGCCCCGGUGCGCGCUGAGAGGCAGGGAGGCGCGGGGCAGUGCGUGCGCGCGCGCGCGCGUGUGUGUGUGUGUGUGUGUGUGUGUGUGAGUGUGUGUCGGCGGAGCAGGAGCGAGUCCUGGAUGCUCCGCUGCUGCUCGUGGCUGCGGGUGCGAGCGCUUCUUCUUCAUCCUCCUCCUCCUCUUCCUCAUCAGUCUCGUGAAGUUCUGCGGUUCUGUUCGGUUCUCGGAGGAAUGGCACUGAAGAAGAGCGCUGGAUCAUGACGCGCGCGCUCACCGUCAUCGUUUGCAUCUCCACCCUCAUCAGAUGUGGGCUCUGUGCAGAUUCAGAGGAGCGUCUGAUGAACUGGCUGCUGGGUAAAGAGCGUUAUAACAAGCUGAUCCGGCCGGCGGUGAACCGGACCGAGAGAGUGACCGUUCUCCUGCAGGUUUCUCUGGCGCAGCUCAUCAGUGUGAAUGAGAGAGAGCAGAUCAUGACCACGAACGUCUGGCUCACUCAGAACUGGAACGAUUAUCGUCUGUCGUGGGACCCGGCGGAGUACGAGGGAAUCGACAAGCUCCGGAUCCCCUCCAGACACAUCUGGCUGCCUGAUAUAGUGCUGUACAACAAUGCGGAUGGCACGUACGAAGUGACGGUCUUCACCAACGCCAUUGUCCUGUUCAACGGCAGCAUCGCCUGGCUCCCUCCGGCCAUCUACAAGAGCGCCUGCAAGAUCGAGGUCAAGCACUUCCCCUUCGACCAGCAGAACUGCACGCUCAAGUUCCGCUCCUGGACCUACGACCACACCGAGAUCGACCUGCUGCUGAAGUCCGAGGCGGCCAGCAUGGAUGACUUCACCCCCAGUGGCGAGUGGGACAUCCUGGCUCUGCCGGGCCGGAGGACGGUCAGCGCUCUGGACCCCACCUACGUGGAUCUGACCUACGACUUCAUCAUCAAGCGCAAGCCUCUCUUCUACACCAUCAACCUGAUCAUCCCCUGCGUGCUCAUCACGUCUCUGGCCAUCCUGGUCUUCUACCUGCCUUCGGACUGCGGUGAGAAGAUGACGCUGUGCAUCUCCGUCCUGCUGGCGCUGACCGUCUUCCUCCUGCUGAUCUCUAAGAUCGUGCCGCCCACGUCGCUGGACGUUCCCUUGAUCGGGAAGUACCUGAUGUUCACCAUGGUGCUGGUGACCUUCUCCAUCAUCACCAGCGUUUGUGUGCUGAACGUGCACCAUCGCUCGCCGAGCACUCACAGCAUGCCGGACUGGGUCAAGCUGGUGUUCCUGGUCAGGCUCCCGGCGCUGCUCUUCAUGCAGAGACCUCGGGGAAACUCGGCCCGUCGCCGUCUGAGGGAGCCCGGAUCUUCUCUGCUGGGCUUCUCCGAUCCUCGCAAAUCUGGCAUAUCGUCGUCGGCCUCUGCGCUUCUGGCCGCUACCUCGGCGCUCUCGUCACCGGGGCACUAUUACAGCCGAGGGCCUCAGGUCCAGAGAGGAGAUCUGCGGUCCGCUGGAUUCCUGCCCGAUGGACACAGCUCCGCACAGGACCUGAGAGGGAGCAGGCCGGCUCCAGACUGGCCAGCGGAGAUCCUGGAGGCCGUGGACGGAGUUCGCUAUGUAGCGGAUCACAUGAUGGGAAACGACAACGAUCAAAGCGUGAUCGAGGACUGGAAGUACGUGGCCAUGGUGGUGGACCGUCUGUUUCUGUGGAUCUUUGUGAUCGUGUGUGUUGUAGGAACCCUGGGUCUGUUCCUUCAGCCGCUGUUCCAGAGCCAGACCAGCGCCGUCCAGCAGCCCAGCUCCGAGCCGGCCAGACGAGACGGCAUGUGAUAUAUAUAUAUAUAUACUGUAUGUACAGCGGUGGCCAAAACGAACAGAACAUUGAUAUUUCCAACAGCUAAAAGUCGGUUCUUUCCAUCCUCUGCUGUAGCGUGUCAGUAGGAAAUAUGAGCUUACAUCAUUUUGCCAUUAAUCCAGUAAUGUUGUUGCGCUACACGUAACAUCUGAUCUGGUCAUCAUUCAGUCUGUCUGGAACGACAUGAAGAAACCGAACGAACCGAGACAGACUCAAUCCAGAAGAACUUUAAGAAAGCUACGUGCAAAGCUACAGCGCUGUUAUAAGAUUUAAGAGGAUGCUGUCAAAAAUGAAUGAAAUGAAAUCAACAUUUGUGUAGAAUUAGAUAGGAUAGAAUUAACUGACCCUUUUUAGCUGCUGGAAAUACCAGUGUUCUAAUCAUUUUGGCCACCGCUGUGUAUUCAUGUAUAUAACUCAAAGACGUGAAGCCGACCACUGAAUCUCAGUGACGCAGUCGUCGUGCCGUUAUUGUACUAUAAUGUCACUGCAGAGCAUUUUCUCCACAUCGGCAGUCAUUUGACCUGGAAUAUGACUGCAAAGUUCUUCAAGCUCAAGUUGAACCAAAUGGAACUCCUGAAUGUAUGAUUGUUCCCAAACAGGUUUCACUCCACUUGUCUGCCAUUGGUCAGAAACAACAGUUAACCCGCCCACCAACUCUUAUUAUUGGUUGAGCCACUGUAAACCACUUUUUUCACUUUUCAGGGAAAUAAAGCUACGAAUGGCU